AUGCCGGUGGCCGACCACUUCAUGGCCGUGGUCAGCGAUCCGCCGGCUACGGUGGCCAAGUCGAAAACGCGGAACGCUUGCGAGAAAUGCGGACAGCGUUUGCCGGACAAGACCGCGCUGUGGAGACACGUGCAACACGACCACGGUACCGACCCGGACUUGAUGUGCCCGGAACACGGUUGUGGUAAGCUGUUCACCAGCGGCGCCCUGAGAAGGGGGCACAUGGCCCACCACGCCAUGUGCGGUGCCCGGCCGAACACGUGCGAGAUGUGCGGCAUGCUGUUGGCCAGCCGCAAGACGUUUUACAACCACGUGGUGACCGUCCACAAAGACUGCAUCAGAGACCUUUGCGCCUUUUGUCUAAGAUUUAGCGAAAGCGCCGCGGCCCUGAAAGCGCACGUGUGGCAAACGCACGGCAAGCUCAUGUCGUCGGGCAUAAGGUGCGAUGUGUGCGGCAAAGCUUACUGCAACAGAACCAUGAUGCUCAAGCACAAGGCAAUCCACGAGAUGAAAAAAUAA
This is a messenger RNA of Adelges cooleyi (spruce gall adelgid), 519 nucleotides long. RefSeq names its product zinc finger protein 729-like. Gene Ontology annotation, molecular function: chromatin insulator sequence binding. The record is from RefSeq and is a predicted model, not a curated record. Gene Ontology annotation, cellular component: chromosome. Bases 1 to 519 code for a protein of 172 amino acids. Gene Ontology annotation, biological process: regulation of transcription by RNA polymerase II. The transcript has a single exon. NCBI's taxonomy places the organism in Eukaryota, Metazoa, Arthropoda, Insecta, Hemiptera, Adelgidae.